Messenger RNA from Rhopilema esculentum, 3131 nucleotides. Lineage: Eukaryota; Metazoa; Cnidaria; Scyphozoa; Rhizostomeae; Rhizostomatidae. The record is from RefSeq and is a predicted model, not a curated record.
AAAAUAACGAUCAAGAAAAUUGGAAUAUCAGUGAGCUUCAAUAUGAUGACGAAGAUUCUGUGCAACUUUCACCAUCUGUUGUUCAAACUGAGGCUAAAGAGAUGAGCAGCCAAAGUGAAAAUAAAAGUGUUUCUAGCCCAGUGCCUAUCUUGCCCAAAACCGAUUCUAGUGGAAAAAGCAACUUUAUUCUUAAGGAUUAUAAGGAGAAAGUAAUGGCUGAUGAAGAACAAAACUCGCUUACAGAGAUAGAUUUAGGUGACACGUCAGCUGGCUCGUUGUCCCCUCCUGUUGUGCCUGCUCGAGAUGAAGGUGAUUCAAGGACUAAGCGUCAUUUUCCAAGGAAUAACGACAGGACUAAAAGCGAUAAAAUGAAGUCGAAGGAUGAUUAUCCAAAUGCCUCAUCAGCAAAGAGCCCAUACUUAAAGUCUGGGAGAAGCCAGCUGCAUGACUGCUCAAAUGACAGAGUUUUUCAGGAUUCUGGCAAAUCAGUUGACACAGAUAUGCAGAUGGAUAUUGAAUGUGUAGGUGUAGACAUGUCACCACCUGCUGGCGUUGCAUACACAAGAAAUCCAGCAGCCAAAGUCCCAGGAGAAAUCGCAAAAAGGACCGUAGCAGAUGAUAUCAAGAAGGAGCUUUCGCAGAAAAAGAUUAGAGCUGUUUGCGGAAACAAAAUCAACGAGCAAGAUAAAACCAAUGUUGCUAGGUCACCCCAAAAGAAAUCAGAUUCUAGUGCAUCGGGUUUAUCAGAUCUAGGGGAAGUUUCGCCAGAUGUUGUUUCCGUUAAAAGAUCCAAUCAUACCAGGUAUGAAUGCAAAGUUACAGAGUCAACUCCUAAACCAUGUAGAACCAAAAAAGAGGUAAAAAGCUUUAAUCGAACAAAAUCACACGCUUCUGUUGAGUCCAAAAUUUUAAUCCCCGUGAUGUCAAAGAAUCUAAUGACCCAUUCUGUGUCAAUUUCUCCACCUAUGACAUGCAGUAAAGCAGAAACACUAGAAGGAAAGGGCGAAUCAAUUCAAGGAGGCGGUGUAAAUAAAAAUUCUAUGAAGAAGUGUGAAAUAUCUAUAGUUAAUGAAAUCAUAUCAGAAAUUGUAAAUAGUGCUAUUUAUGAACAUCGCCCAAGAACUCAAAAGCAUUACAUUGUAAGGAAAGCAGACGAUGCACUUUCACCUGCAAGCUGUGUUCCAAGAACUCCUGCAAAGAACAUGUCUAAGGCAGCUAGAAGGUUAAAGAGUCGGAUAAGGGUUAGUGGUGUGAAGAUGAAGAAAAACUGUUUUCAGGAAAACAUAUCUGAAAAACCUACGAAUCAAGGCUGUCUUUUUGGUGAAGAAGUUUCAGGGAAGCAAGAUUCGGAAAAGUUAAAGUAUAGAAAAUUGAAUAGAGAUGAUCAAAUAAAGGAUGACUAUAGGAAUAACAACAAUGAAGUUAGUGACGUCGUGAAUCUUCUGCCUAGCAAGUUGGAUGAAAGAAGAAAGGAUUUUGUUCAUUCAGAGAAGGAAAGCGUGAAUUUGAAUCUUGAGUGCUGCGAGAAGUCAAGUUGUAAGGGUGAAGAGUUACUGUGUGUAAAUGAAUUUUCUGAAGGCUGUGAAAAAGCUAGUUAUUUAUUAAAGCGUGAUAUUUGCAACAACAGAAUAAUCGAUUUUAAGAAACCUGUUGAAAACGCUUCAAUGAAAGAAAGUGAGGAAAAGAAAGUUUUGCCAGUGCAAAAAACAAGCCAGGAGGCACUUAUUGAAAGAAAAGCUCGUGUCUCAACUGCCUGCCCAAGGAAAAUUUGUAGAACAGUAUAUGAAAAUACGGAGGAAAAGGUGGUUGCUACUAAAACUGCUGAAUCGCCACCUGAUAAUGCUUCCUCUUGUAAGAAGACAUCUUCAUCUUCAGUAGAAGACGUUCUAGAUGUUUUGAUGUUUGGUAAAAAAUGUAGCGGUAGCAAUGCACGGCUGCAUGGAGGCAAGAGGCAACAAGGAAUGGACUUGGUUGAAGGCUGGGUUGCAAAUGACGUCGAUCAAUGCUCGAGAGUAGUUGAAGGUUGUAGUAAAAGAGACAGCUAUUUGGUACAUCAAGAUUUAGCAGAAAAAGAAAAAGAUAAAGAUCCAGAGAUUGGAUUCUGCAAGAAGCAAACCUCAGCUGAUGAUUUAAAAAAGCAAAAAGUAUCUCCUGCUUUUAAUAAUGACAAUGACAACCAAAUGACAAUGGACGAUCAACAAAUGAAGACAGCCAAAGAAGAGAGUCUAGAGAGUAAUCAUAAAGAAACUGAGAAACGUACCAGUGCCAAGAAUUUUCGAAGUUCUGGAGAGCCAAUUUCAAGUGUUACGGAAAACGACGUUGUUAAAGAAUGUCCUUAUGACAAGACGGAGAUAAAAGAUUUCGAAUAUCCCGCUUCCAAUAUAAGUUUAUGCUUUCAAAAUGAAACAUCCUCUGCGGUGGAAAAACAAGAAAUAUCGUUAUGUAAUAGUGAUCAUGGUGCUGUUGAGUUGCGCUCUUUAGUAAAAUUCGAUGACAGCACGAAACCAUCAUGCAGUGAUCAGUUCUAUGCUACUGACAGAACCGCUACCGAUGCUUGUGACAAGGAUAGUGAGGUAGACAUCAACAUUUCGAUGACAGAUUCACUUCUGUCAGACAAGGAUGGAGGUGGCUUGGAAGCUUAUGGAGCUGAAGAAAGUGCUCCAGAAGAGAAAGAUGGGAGUUUUGAGAAUGACAAAGAUGGAAUUAUUCGAUUGGUAAACAGCACUUUCAGUUUGGAUGAUUUCACACAGUUACGCGAAGAGCUCGCAAUUGCCCCGGUCUCUUCUACUAACAAGUUUACAUCUACAUUAGGAAAAAGGGUAUGUGUAUCACAAAGGGCCCUUCGAUCAACAAUUAAGAAUAUAGAAACAAAAAUCAAAGGUAAAAAUAAACAAAACAGAGUACCUACUGUUGAAGCUACUAGCACAGCUUUUGAAGGUAAUGCGGAAGCCACAAAUCACCCCUUAGAGGAUGCAGAAAUGAAGCCAGAGACAUUUAUCAAAGAAAGCUAUAAACGAGGUGAAGAUUCAACAUUUUGCAGAUUCAGUACAGCAUCUGGAAGGAAAGUCAAUGUAUCAGUCAAGGCACUUGAAAAAGCAAGGAAGAUACCAGAGUCAGAUGCAAAAGAGCAA